CCAAAACCCAACAGCUGUAAAAAUAGAAAGAAAAAAAAUAAGAAAAAGCUCUGAAACCCUUUUACUGUCUUCUACUCUUCUUCGCUUUGAUUUCUAAAAUUCUUCCCGAUAAUCUGUUCAAUGGCGAAAUCUAAAGGCGAUAUAGCCUCCUCAGACCGAGCGAAGUGGAACAAAAUUUUCAAUUCCUUAGUACACUUGUUACAGAAACAGCAGAUUCAGCUUCAAUGUCUCGUCAAAGAAAGGAAAUUUCUUGAAGAUAGAAUUAAAUUGCAGCAUGAACGCUGGGUCUUUGAUGUUAAUCUCCUACAAGAUCAAAUUUCUGAGGUAAAAAUUUUGAUGUCGUGUUUUUUUCUUUUAUCCAAUUCUGCUCUUUAUUGUCACAAAAUUGAGUUUAGGGUUCUUACAAACAGUUGGGAUUUUUUUUUGUUUUUCGUGUUCAUUGGUGUUCAGAUGAAGAGGGAGUUCACUUCUCAAGAAAUGGAGCACGUGGUUGAGGAUACUAAAGCCGAUUUCAUAAUUGGGUUGAAGAUGAGGGAUGCUCUUGUUUAUAAGCAAAAGUUUGAGAAUUUGGACUCUGAAUUGGCUGACUUUAGGGAAUGGUUUGAGUACUUAUCUGAUAAAUGCUCCGGGGAAAAGGAUCCCUCUGAUGUCAAUGAAAAAGGAGGGGAGGAUCGCCUUGCAUUAGUGAAAAGUGCUGAAAUUGAUGCCCUGCUUGCUGAGAAGAACUUUGUUUGGAAUCAGUAUAGGCAAAUGGAGAGCAAUUUGAAUAGGCAGUUGAAUGAGAGGCGCACUGAAAUUGAGUCUGCAAAUGAGAAGAUACAGACGCUUUUAGCUAGCAUGGACAAAUUGCAAUCUUCUGAAUCUCGUAAGGAUAAUGUGAUUGAAAUGUUGAAAAGUGAUGUGGCCAAGCUGAAAUCUGAGUUAGUUAAAAAGGAUGAGGAUGCAUCCAGACUUGGUAAAGAAUUGGAGUCCUUAAAGAAAUCCAUGAAUAUGACACCUCUCUUACGCCACUGCUCAUCUCAGUCCACUACCACUCGCUCGAAAGGCAAGGAUGUGCGGACAAUGAUUGUGAAGAAAGAAUUGGAGUCUUCUUGUGGACUUCAAAAGGGAAGCAGAAGUUCCAAGAGGAAAAAAGCAAACUCUGAUGACACUGACACUCCCAGAUUGUUCAAUUCCUCCUUUAAAGUUCCUAAACUAAAGGGUUCUUCAUCCUCAGUAAUACAUAUACAUUGAUCUCCACAGCCAAUCUGUACUGCGGUUUAGUUUUGUGCAUUUAGUCUGUCUUCAAGUAUCUGCUGGUAUUUUCUAUUCAUUUUAGUUCCAUGUAUCGUUUGAUUAUUCGUUAAAUUAUAGGAAUCACAAAAAUGCGAAUCAAAUGUAUUCUCUUCAAAAAAGAAAAAAAAAUGUAUUCUAUGUACAUGUUAGAUGCUAGUGUUAGUGUAGUACCCUAAGGGGCUUUGGUUGAAUUACCUCCCCUGUAAUUCUUCCUUUCUUAGGUGAGUUUGAAAACAAACAUGUUUGUAUCAGUCUGAUGCUUGUAUUCAGAGAAUUUUUCACUGUUGUAUAACAGUUAGCAUGCAGUUUGAUUCGAAAAUUUAUUUGCAUUAUCCCGCCAUAUCCAGUUG
Oldenlandia corymbosa var. corymbosa is the source of this 1625-nucleotide messenger RNA. Lineage: Eukaryota; Viridiplantae; Streptophyta; Magnoliopsida; Gentianales; Rubiaceae. The record is from the annotation of a GenBank genome assembly.